Molecule: messenger RNA, 372 nt
Organism: Durusdinium trenchii
Lineage: Eukaryota; Dinophyceae; Suessiales; Symbiodiniaceae
Source: the annotation of a GenBank genome assembly
AUGGUGGGACAAAGUCCCGGGGCCAACAUGUUCUGUUUGGAGAAGCCAUGCUUGGAGGGCGGACUUGUUUUGAGCUUCUUAGAGCUUUCCAGCAUCAUUUGCCUUUGGUCGGCCGUGAUUUCAGCUACGGGCCCGCCUCUUUUGCUUGCCUGCGCCUUGAGGAAGGAGCACUGGCGCUUCCUUCCUCUAUGGCGGCACUGGCUCCAAGAUCCAGGACACCGGCCGGCGAUACCCAAACACGACCUGUUUGGAACUGCCACAUUUGCCAUCCAAAUCGGGGUGAUAAACGGAGGGUCAAUGAGUGUCGCGGCAUGUAUUCCUGUAUUCCUGCCAGUCCCAUGGUGUGUUUGGGAUAAGAUGGACGAAAGUUGA